Messenger RNA from Tachysurus fulvidraco (yellow catfish), 5052 nucleotides. It is a transcript of the gene anpeplb, whose product is annotated as alanyl (membrane) aminopeptidase-like b. The transcript is spliced from 21 exons. The record is from RefSeq and is a predicted model, not a curated record. NCBI's taxonomy places the organism in Eukaryota, Metazoa, Chordata, Actinopteri, Siluriformes, Bagridae. Bases 396 to 3230 code for a protein of 944 amino acids. Gene Ontology annotation, biological process: proteolysis; peptide catabolic process. Gene Ontology annotation, cellular component: cytoplasm. Gene Ontology annotation, molecular function: zinc ion binding; peptide binding; metalloaminopeptidase activity.
UGUGCAUGUGUAUUAAAUCGGCAGUCGUGAAAGACCAGAGUGUUUUGAGAGUUUUAAGAAAACCUACAAAGGAUAUGUAGCUUUGUGGCCAGUUUAGUCUGUAACAGUGGGAUGCCAUAUAAUUUAAACUUGAACUUAAUCUAGAGGGGUGCAGGAUGGAAUCGAAUGGCAACCCAUGGGAACGUCAUUUGUUUUAUAGGUUAGUGUCAGAGAAGGAGACACAACCGCUAUUUUUCAUGUCAGCAUUUUUUAGUAUUUUGAAAAUAUUUGCAGAGCAAAGCUUUCUUCUUCCGUCUUGUCCUGGACUGGUCUGAGGUGGGGAAAAAGGAGACAAAAGCCUGACAAUCAGAUACCAACUCGGAUUCACUUGUUGGAGCUUCUCACAUGGGACAGACAUGGCUAAAGGAGUAUAUAUUUCUAAAACCCUGGCUAUUGCCACAGUGGUGCUGACACUGUCUGCACUUGGUGGCAUCAUUGUUAUGGUCACCCUCUACCAGAUGCAGAUAGCAAAACAACCACCACUGCCUCUACCAACCCUCCGUCCUACUACGCCGAUUCCAACAGGACUUCCACCAACACUGAGACUUCCUGACAAUUUGAUUCCAGACAGCUACGAAGUCAACCUUAAAACACAUCUCUACGCAGAACUACCCAAUGCCACCGAGCAAGUUUAUAUUUUUGAAGGGAACUCGACAGUUAGGUUUAAAUGCGUGAAAGACACAUGGACUAUCUUUCUUCAUGCCCUGGAUCUAUCAAUCGACAAAGUUAUAGUGACUCAUACUAACACAAGGGAGAACAUAGCAGUAGAGAGAUAUACUUUGCACAAUGACUCUCAUUUCUUUGAGAUCAUUCUUAAGAAACAGUUAGUAGGAAAUGGGGACUAUUAUGAUCUUUUCACUAAAUUCAGUGGGGAACUCCUAGAUGAUUUAACAGGUCUUUAUAGAAGCCAGUACACAGAGGUAACUAAUGGCAAAGAAGAGGAAAGAUUUCUCGUUGCAAGCCAGAUGCAGGCCACAGAAGCUAGAAGAGUAUUCCCUUGCUUUGAUGAACCAGCUAUGAAAGCAGUUUUUAAUAUUACUAUUAUCCACAGACCAAACACCAUUGCCCUUUCCAAUGCCAAAAUUGACUAUGAACGAUAUGUGGAUGAAAAUAUGUGGAUUGCUUCGACAUUUGCUCCAACACCAAUCAUGUCAACAUAUCUCUUGGCUUUCACAGUAAAUGCAUUUAAGGCUGAAACUGGUAAACAUGAUAACAAGGACAUAUCGAUAUGGGGCCGACCUGAGGCGGUGGAUGCUGGACAUGCCAAGUAUGCACAGGGUAUCACUGUGAAGAUUCUGCGCUUCUACGAGACGAAAUUUAACCUGAAAUAUCCAUUAAACAAACUAGAUCAGAUUGCACUCCCUGACUUCAGUGCAGGUGCUAUGGAAAACUGGGGUUUAACAAUGUACAGAGAAUCAGCUCUGUUGUGUAAGGAAGGUGUGUCCUCUUCCUCUGAUACAGAAUGGGUUGCAAUUGUGGUAGCUCAUGAGCUGGCACAUCAGUGGUUUGGGAACCUUGUCACAAUGAACUGGUGGAAUAACCUGUGGCUGAGUGAGGGAUUUGCCACAUACAUCUCAUACUUGGGAGUGGCUGACAUCGAGCCUACAUGGAACAUGAGAGAUAUGUUUGUGCUUAAAGAACUACAUCCAGUCAUGGAGAUGGAUUCACUGAACACUUCACAUCCUCUGAGCUUGAGGGAGUCUGAAGUUGAGACAACAUAUGAUAUCUUACAACUAUUUGACAGCAUCACCUACAGCAAGGGUGCAGCUGUACUUAGAAUGUUGUCUGAUUAUAUUUCGGAGGAAAAGUUUUUUGAAGGGCUUGUGUGCUACCUUGAGAAUUACAAGUACAAGACUGCUGACACUACAGACCUGUGGAAGUGUAUGCAGAAGGCUUCAGGAAAGGAAGUAGAGAGCCUUAUGACAACAUGGACAGAUCAAGCAGGCUACCCAGUCAUUAGUAUAAAUACCACCACUGGAGAAAUUGUUCAGGAGCAGUUCCUUUUAAAUCGAGCCGAGGACACUGGGCUUCAAUGGCAGAUUCCAAUUAACAGUAUGAAAUCUGAUCCCACUCAAACAGACCCAAUUUUACUGAAAGAAAAAGGGCCCGUGGGAAUGCCUGUUUUUAAAGUCACUAAUGAUGGAUGGCUAUUAGUCAAUUUAAACUGCAACGGUUAUUAUAGAGUGAACUAUGAUGAACAGAACUGGAAUAGACUUAUUAACCAACUGGAGAGUAAUCAUCAAACUAUCCCACUUAUCAACCGAGGCCAGUUAAUUGAUGAUGCAUUUAAUCUUGCUAGGGCCAAAUACAUCAAUGUCACGCUGGCAUUGAGCACAACAAAGUAUCUGAUAAAUGAAACUGAGUAUGUUCCAUGGGAGUCAGCUCUGAACAACUUGGGUUACUUUAUUCUCAUGUUUGAUCGCUCUGAGGUCUACGGCCCCAUGCAGAAAUACUUACGAAAGCAAGUUGACCGACUUUACAUCUACUUCCAAGAGUACAAUGAUAAUGCAACUGUUCCAAUGAACCUUUCUGACCAGUAUAAUCAAAUAAAUGCCAUUUCAGUGGCCUGCAGCAAUGGUGUUAAAGAGUGCUUGGAUAUGGCAACAACGCUGUUUGACGAGUGGCAAAAUGGGACAGAUCGGAUUCCACCUAAUUUAAAGUCCACCAUCUACUGCAAUGCUAUAGCAGCUGGAAAUGAGGAUGACUGGGAAUUUGCAUGGAAAAAAUAUGAAGAAUCUAGAGUUGCCUCAGAACAAGAUGUACUAAGAUAUGCAUUGUCCUGUACCAAAAUGAUCUGGCUCUUAAACCGAUACCUUGAGUACACUCUAGAUCCUAACAAGAUAAGGAAAAUGGAUGUAGUGUCUACAAUUAACUACAUUGCCAGGAAUGUAGCUGGACAAGCUCUUGCAUGGGAUUUCAUUCGGGCCCAAUGGGACUACAUAAGUCAGCUGUACGGAGGUGGAAUAAUGUCCUAUGGAAGCUUGAUUAAUGGCGUGACUGAGAGGUUCAACACAGAGUUUGAGCUCCAACAGCUGAAGCAGUUCAAAAGCGAACAUGAUGGGGAUAGCCUCGGGCCAACCUCACAAGCUCUUGAUCAGGCAAUUGAGAGGACUGAAGCCAACAUUAAAUGGGUGAAAGAGAAUAAACAGACUGUGUUGAACUGGUUCAGAGAACAGACACAGGUCCCCUGAGCAUUUGCACAACUCAGUAUGCAUAGAAGAGCUAGAGCAAUGAGAAACAGAUGUUGAGUACUGGUGUGGUUAUAGAGACAACAUCCUGUGUUUCACAAUGUUUUGUUUUUCCACAAGCAAAGCCUGUUUCAUAAGGAAAUCUCAUCAUUGAAUCGAAAAAGAAAACCGGCCUUUUUCCUUUUUUCCAGAAAAGACUAGGUUAGUCAAACUGAUGAAAUUGAGAUUAGGGAUAAAUAUAACAAUUAGGUAUUGAUCUGAUUAAAAUUAAGAAUUAUGUGAUCAUUCAUCAUUUUAAAGAAUUUUUAUACUAAACCAAACUGAUUAUUAUUGCAUUGAAAAUAACCAUAGAUUUGUUAUAGUUAUCUAUAUUACUGGUGCUGAUUGAAUGCCUAAUGAAUACAAAAUGUUAUAUAAAUACAUUUUAGUCUCAACAUUAACCUGUGGAUUUUAUGGAUUUAAUUUAAUUUAUUGCUUCACCCAUGUUAACACAGAUGAUGUAUCAUCCAAGCUACUUAUUCGGGCAUAUUAUUUUAAGUAAAUAAUUUUAUUUACUCAUUUAGUAUAUUUUGUAAGUAUAGUAACUAGUAUAGAUUCAUAUGCAUAAAUACCUUGCCUAAAACAAUCUCUUUUGAAUUAAAUUAAAAUAUAAAACCUUUGGAUUAAUAUUAUUGUUCUCUUAAACGUAAUUUUCCAUUUGAUCAAUAUCCAUUUAAUGUUAUUGUAGGUACACUUAGUUGACCGUGAAUUAGAUCCACAUGCCUUAUAUCUGUACUCAUUGGCAUCAUAUGAGUACAGGUAUAAGGCAUCACAGUAUAGAGGCUCUUUGUAGGUAGAAAACUACUGACUGUAGUCCAUCUGUGACUAUAUCAAUUUUGCCACCUGUCUUCUCCCUGUGUACCUAAGAAAAUUUAUUUUCCCCUGAAAAAUCCCAGAACUGCUUCUGUACCAAAGACAUGUCAGCCACACAAACAACGUACCAAGAAUGCUCCACAGCCCAAAGAACAUCUGGUUAGUGGUGAUCACAGUCUAUUGAAGGAAUGGUGUGACUGUGGCUGAUAAUAUGUAGUUCGUUAAAAAUUGUCUAGCAGUAAAGAAAAAACACUAGAACAACUACAUUUCCAAGGUAAUAAUAUUUGACAUAAUCCUAAUACAAAGCCCUGCACCGACACAAACCUCAAUUAUUAAUAAAAUGUCAUUUAUUAGUUCUUUACAUAAAAAUGUUUAUAUAAACAUAUCUGAGUUUACUGUAUGAAGUACAUCUGGGUAUGAAGUAUGUCUUGGUGAGAAAAUGCUUUACAAUUUUCAUCCAUGAAUUUGAUGUACUGGUCAGUCAUCCUGAAAUAAGAAUAUAGCUCAGUGUGACAUUACAAAAUUGCCUUACUUUUAUCAGACAAAGUUUGACUUUACAGUAGAAUAAGGCAGAUUAAGAUGAAUGGUGGUUAAUUUUAUUUAGCAUGACGAUUUAACAAAACCCGAUAUUAUUUUACAUAAGAUGUUCUAUUCCUAUUACAAAAAAAAAAAUUCUGAGGCCACAUUAUAAACAUCCUAAUGCAUCGGUUUCUGUUUUUUGCUAGUAAAACUGCUGUUAAAAACUCAGGUCUGUCCAACUAUGCAUAGUAUCACCAGUUCAAAUACUGAUUGAGUAGUCACUAUCUUACCCACUCAUCCUCCUCAGCCCCUUCACCCAGUGCGGCUGGCUUCACUUUACUUGGCGCAUCUGCUUUGUUUGACAUUAUUUUUUCUGUCCAUGAUUCCCCAGCUGCCUCAUCUCCUGCAAAGUUGUGCUUCGUGACAGUGCCAGCAUCCAAUUUGGCAAAGGAAA